AUGUCCGUGGAAGAUGCGAAGGACACUACGAUCUCGCCGUAUGUGCAGAAGACCGACGACCUCUUUGGUGACAACUUCACACCUACCGUGAAGUCGUACAACAACACGCAGUUUCUGCAAAGCCCGCAGGGUCGUCUUGUUCGCAUUCUGUGCGAGUUCGAGGAGCCUGCGGUGCGGCUGCGGCAACAUCACAUUCGCUCGACGGUUCUCGUCUUUGGGAGUGCGCGGGCGAUGACGGUGGAGGAACACGCGUGUGCGCUGCGGCGACAUGAGAAGCGACUCGCAGAGGCCACAACACCGGAGGCGAAGAAAAAAUGUGAAGAUGAACUGCGGCGACUGCGCAGCACACAGUGGAUGUGUGAGUGGAUGGAUACAGUGUAUGACAUCUCACGCAAAGUCGCGAUGUUCGCCAUUCAGGAGAAGAAAUUGAUCAAUGAAUCCUUCACACAUAUCCCGGAUUACUUCCGCCAAGCCCCCAGUAAUCUUAACAAGACUUUAUCUACAGAGUUAAUGGAGGAACUGAAGGAUUUUGUUAUCACUACUGGCGGUGGGCCCGGGUUCAUGGAGGCAGCAAACAAAGGUGCCGCUUCUGUGAUAGGUGCCAAUACGAUGGGAAUGGGGAUUUCACUCCCCUUUGAGAAGGGGCUCAAUCCGUACGUUACUAAUGAUCUUGCCUUUGAGUUUCACUACUUCUUCACUCGUAAAUUUUGGAUGAUGUAUUCUUGUCGUGCCAUUAUUGUUGCGCCUGGUGGAUUUGGAACACUGGACGAAAUGUUUGAGUUACUCACACUGCGCCAGACAAAGAAAAUUCCUGAGCUUCCUAUUGUUCUCCUUUGUCGCAAGUUCUGGACAACAGUUAUCAACUGGCAAGCACUUGUGGAGUUCGGGACGGUUUCAAAAGAAGAAGUGGAUUCCAUGUGCUUUGCCGAUACGGCUGAAGAGGCAAUGGACUUUAUUAAGAACUUUUUUGAAAUCAAGGUAGGAAGUCCAACGUCAUAA
This is a messenger RNA of Trypanosoma theileri, 999 nucleotides long. RefSeq names its product lysine decarboxylase domain-containing protein. Lineage: Eukaryota; Euglenozoa; Kinetoplastea; Trypanosomatida; Trypanosomatidae. The transcript has a single exon. The record is from RefSeq and is a predicted model, not a curated record. The coding region runs from base 1 to 999 and encodes 332 amino acids. Gene Ontology annotation, cellular component: cytosol.